CACGAGUGUGUAUACCUUGGAAAAAAAUAAUCCCCAAGCUCCAUUCCGAUUUUUUUUUCUAUCUCCCGCAGGCUGCCUCCCGUCCUCCCUUCCCAGGCUGUCGGCGGCGACCCAGCCCUAGCUCGCCGCCGAACCACCGGCGCCCCGCCCAUCCCCGCCGCUCUCCGCUGCUCCUCCGGACCCUCCCCUCAACACCCCCGCGCUUGUCCGCUGUUUUUUGUUCGGAUCCCGCGCCUCCCCGGUCCCUUCCAUCGUCCUGAUCCGCGCGCCCCCUUCACCCUUCGCCGACGGCGACGCCCUCCGCUGCUCCACGUCGGGAUCCCGCGUCCUUCAUCCGUGUGAGGGCGGAUCCGCUCUUCACCGGCACCAGCAGAUCUUCACCAGCGACAGCGAGUUGCUGAAGUUCAAAUUGGGCAAUGGAUCUUGACACAGAGAAUCGUCUAGCUUCAUUACUCCUUGAAGAAGCACGGAGAUUACAGUCCGAGGCUGACAGGGAAGGUGUUCAUGCAUAUUUGCGGAAGCCCAAUGUCAGGCAUCGUCCAAACUCCCGGUUCCUCACAGCCACAGUUCGUGGAGUUCAACAAGCAAACCGUGUUGUGGAGGUUGAUGAAAUGUGGCGUGCCAGGGAGAAGGAACUUGAACUUGAGUCUAGGCUGAAAAGAAGAAAUAAAGAGCAUGGUGACUCUAGAGGGGAGAAACGCAAAGGUGACUCGAGAAAUAUGAGUUCCAGCUCAAAGAUUGAAGAAGGAACUGCUUAUAGUAGUUCUUACUCAGACCAGGAUGUUGGUCUAGGGGACGAUGAAGUUGAAAAGUUUCUGCAUUCAAGGGUAAAGCGAGGAAGAGGGGCCAUUGGCUCUAGGAUGGAUGAACCUGGUCCAUACCUCAAGACUUCACCGCAUUGUCGAGACAGAGAACCUAGCCCCGAUAUACGUUUGGAAGAAAAAUGGGAACGACGGGUACAAGGUCCGGAGAGGCCACUGUUUCUGAGAUCUAAGUCUACUGAUGAUUCUUGGCAUAGGGAAACAUUUUUGGAUAAUAAGGCAUCCAGCUCUUCUGAAUCACACAGGAAGAAGGAAAAUAAAAAGGAGAGGAAAUCGGAGAAAAAAGAGAGAAAGGAGAGGAAAGAUAAGAAGAAAUCCAAGCAUCACCACCGCCACCACCAUCACAAAAGCCGAAGAAGGGAGUGAUGUGCCCUAUUACUUAACUACAAUAUGUACACAAGAAAGGGUGUUACUGAAAGCUGCUGCCAGCUGCUGCUAUUACUUGUUCACUGGGAACCUAUGUUGUAAAUAAAACUCCACCAGUGCACACAAGGGGAUACGGUUGGCACCGUGUCCCAUGUUUAAACAUGUCAUAUGUGUUGCUCGAGUUGAACUUUCUUUGCCUAUAACAUGACUUGACAUCUGAUGAAAGUGAUCGAUUUUGCUUUUGUGA
Messenger RNA from Hordeum vulgare subsp. vulgare (domesticated barley), 1434 nucleotides. RefSeq names its product nucleolar protein 58. The coding region runs from base 417 to 1187 and encodes 256 amino acids. NCBI's taxonomy places the organism in Eukaryota, Viridiplantae, Streptophyta, Magnoliopsida, Poales, Poaceae. The record is from RefSeq and is a predicted model, not a curated record. The transcript has 4 exons.